CGGCCGAUACCAGAUCGAGUCGAGACAGUGACAUGAAUCACCGCAGCAAUUCGUCCCGCCGCGCAGGUGGACGCAGCGGCAGCGGCUUAAACAUUUCGGGACUCAACGUGGACAUUGAGAUGCUGGUUCAGAGUACGCAGGGCUCGGCCAUGCAUUUCGGCCGUAAGACGGCGGGCGAGAAGUUCCACGGAUGGCUCUGGAAGAAAUCCGGUCGCUUCUCCAAGUGGCGCAACCAACACUUUGUGCUUGACGGCGCUCUACUCACGUAUUACGACACGUUCCCCACGGACCAGUUCGUGUCGGAAUCGUCCUUAAUGCCGAUCCAAGGUGACAAUCUUUUCACGACGAAAAGCGAGUCCACCCCCGCCGGUGCCGUGCGUGUUGCACACGUAGAAACUUCGCAGAAAUCCAAGAUUGCCUUCAAAGUGUAUGCCGUGAGUGGCAAGAUCAUUGACGUCCGCGCCAAAAACGAGACGUUGUGUCGACAGUGGGUGGACCGAUUGAACGAGGCGGCGGCUCUGGCUAAACGUCAGGAGUCGCUGAACACCAGCACCACUAGCACCGCGUCGUCGACGCUUUCAGUGGGCUAUUCGGAUUCCGAGCUGGACUUGCAAUGCAACAUCGUGGACAAGAGCGGAUGGCUCGAAGUGGGCGACCGCAAGUCCAAGCGAGCGCGUUUCUGCGUCAUGCAGGGCAACAUGUUUACGGUUUACGAUACGGAGGACGCGUGGGCUGUGCCCCUCAGUCGCGCGUAUGUGACCCACGCAGAGAAGAUCAGUGAAAUCACUUGCGAGUUUUCCGUCUCGACGUGCGCUGGUAAAAUUACCAAGACGCUCAUGUGCAAGGCAAGGUCGCAGGACGAAAUGCAUCUGUGGAUGGAGGCGCUGAGCGGUGCGUUCGAGUAA
Molecule: messenger RNA, 905 nt
Organism: Phytophthora infestans T30-4
Lineage: Eukaryota; Oomycota; Peronosporomycetes; Peronosporales; Peronosporaceae
Exons: 1
Coding region: 33-905 (290 amino acids)
Biological process (GO): receptor recycling; retrograde transport, endosome to Golgi; endosome organization
Cellular component (GO): trans-Golgi network; early endosome; recycling endosome
Source: RefSeq, a predicted model, not a curated record